CCGCGAACGAGGCGGCCCCCGGCGGCCGCACCAUGGACUCUGGUGCAGAGGAAUACGAGCUUAACGGCGACCUGCCCCCAGGCUCUCCCAGCUCCCCGGGCAUUUCGCCACCACGCUGGGGCUGGAGAACCCGGCCCAUCAAUGUGAACCACUAUGCCAACAAGAAGAGUGCAGCUGAGAGCAUGCUGGAUAUCGCCCUUCUGAUGGCCAACGCCUCCCAGCUCAAGGCUGUCAUUGAGCAGGGUCCCAGCUUCGCCUUCUUCAUGCCCCUCGUAGUCCUUAUCUCCAUCUCCCUUGUUCUUCAGAUUAGUGUGGGUGUACUGCUCAUCUUCCUUGUCAAAUACGACCUCAACAACCCAGCCAAGCACGCCAAGCUGGACUUCCUCAACAACCUGGCCACAGGCCUGGUGUUCAUCAUUGUGGUGGUCAACAUCUUCAUCACGGCCUUCGGCGUCCAGAAGCCCAUGAUCGAUGUGGCACCCCGGCAGUAGGGGACUCAGG
Molecule: messenger RNA, 501 nt
Organism: Orycteropus afer afer
Lineage: Eukaryota; Metazoa; Chordata; Mammalia; Tubulidentata; Orycteropodidae
Gene: NINJ1
Product: ninjurin 1
Biological process (GO): tissue regeneration; cell adhesion
Cellular component (GO): membrane
Source: RefSeq, a predicted model, not a curated record